AUGAUGAACUUAAAAAAGAGUACUGCUACACUUGAAGUAACCUUACGUGGACUAGCACAUACAGAUGUUAAUGGUAUUCAGUAUCAAACAGAUCCGUUACUCGUUGGCAUUGCAUCUGAUUUUGGCAGUAGGCUAAUGAUAAUGAGGGUUGAUCCACGUGAUGCUAUUCUUUAUCAGACUGAGAGAUAUCACACAAAAGAUUUCACUUAUACGGUGCCAUUACCAAAAGAUGAUGGCGAAUACACAUUGGUUCUCAAAUUUUGUGAAGUUUAUUUUCAGUCUUCGCAGCAAAAAGUAUUUGAUGUUCUACUUAACGACGAAGUAGUGAUCGCAGAAUUAGAUAUAUUCAAGGAAGCGGAAGGCAUUGGAGUUGCUUAUGAUCGUCUAUUGACAUUUCAUGUUGAAAAUGGUGUUCUAAUAUAUGGAAAUCGACGUGAUUCAUCUGGAUACAUCAGAAUCACAUUAGCUAAGGGUGCUUUGGAUAAUCCAAAAAUAAAUGCAUUUUACAUUUAUCGUGGUCCCAAAACGGAUAUCCCGCCUCUGCAAGACGUAUCAUUUGAUGAGGAAAUAGAAGAGGAGGAAUUUGAUGAAAAGGCAGAUGUCAAAUUGCACACUGAGGUCAAUCGUUUCGAAGAUGAGCCUUUAGUGGAAGAUCCUUAUGCUGAGCAGGAUACAAGCCAUAUGUUCAUACCGUUCCUAAUAGCUUUCGCUUGAUCAAUUUUAUUUAUGGACACUGGUUGUGUACCACCUGCAAAUGCUCUUCGAUUACUUAAGAAAUUCUUUGGCCACAAUAGCUUCCGACCUUUGCAAUGGACAGUGAUUCAAAAUGCAUUGAGCGGGAAAGAUCAAAUAGUAGUGAUGUCCACAGGUUAUGGUAAAAGUGUUUGUUACCAGUUGCCAUCAUUGUAUACUGAAAAAUUAACGAUUGUUAUAUCGCCAUUGAUUUCUCUCAUGAAUGAUCAAGUAGAAAAUGCUCGCAGCAAUGGUAUUCAAGCAGCUUGCAUAAGUGGCGAAACAAACUCAGAUGAUCAACGGUCAAUCCUUGCAUCUGAUGAUCUAUGCUUGCUUUAUAUCACUCCUGAAUUUGCUGUUCACUGCGGUUCAUUGUUAAAACAAAUUCAUAAAAAUGUUAAUUUGCUGGCAGUCGAUGAAGCGCAUUGUGUUUCUGAGUGGGGACACGAAUUUCGGCCCAGCUAUCGGCAGUUGGCAAAAGUCCGCGAUUUUUUUGGUAAAAACGUUCCAGUGAUGGCACUUACAGCAACAGCUACACAACGAGUCAGAAUGGAUAUUGCUAGCAGUUUGGAACUUCAUCAACCAAUUAUCACACUCGCGCCACUGGAUAGGCCAAAUUUGUAUUUGUCCGUACGGACUCCAACAAGUAUCGAAGGAUUAUUACAUUUACUUAGCGAAGAUGAAAGAAAUGGAAAACAUUUCAAUGGUUCAACGAUUAUUUAUUGUUGCACCCGUACUUUGGUUGACGAAGUUUACGAAUGGAUGUCAGCAGUAGCAAAACGAAAAGCUCACGAAUGUUUCAUGAAAGAUCGCAUAACAACAAUUAUUGCAACUGUAGCAUUCGGUAUGGGAAUUGAUAAACCGGACGUACGUAAUGUUAUCCAUUAUGGAGCCCCAAAAAAUAUGGAAAGCUAUUACCAAGAAAUUGGAAGAGCAGGCCGUGAUGGCUGUCCCAGCAAAUGCAUCGUAUUUUACAAGGAUCAAGAACUAACUAAACAUCGUAUGCUUCUAUCUCAUUUUGAUGAGCGCAUGAAAAAAAAAGCAGCAAGUGCAGGAUGUUGUGAUAUAUGCGAUCAACUCAUUGGUUCUGAAAAUAAUACUAUCAGUCGUUCAUUAAUUAAUUCAACAAAUUAUGGUGAUGAAGCAUUGAUAUUACUUCGAGCUAUAAACAUUUUUGGAGGAUAUACUGGUCUAGGAAAAGUGAUCGAUUUCGUCAAAGGGAAAGCAAACGUUAGUCAAGCAAAACAAAAAAGCGAAUAUUAUGGAUCGGGAAAGCAUAAAACAGAAGUUUUUUGGAAGGAACUGGGACGCAUACUUAGAAUGAAUGGUUAUAUCAUUGAGACAAAAAGCUCCUUUAACAAUUUUGCUCAUCUUAUAUCGCUUUCUGAUAAAGGACAAAAUUGGUUGUACGGGAAGAACAGGGAACUAUACUUUGAACCAACGCCUUUGUUGAUUGGUCGAAAUCGAGUAAAUCACGAACAUCACAUAUCUCGAAAUAGUGAACCACUUCUUUCCAAAAUAUUAAAUUUCACAAAACAGCGUGAAUGGAAGGAUUGCAGCUGUUAUGGCGAAUUAAUGCACUCGAAGGACAUCACUGCUUCUGAUCAACUCGAAAAAGUGUUAUUUGAAACCCGUACAAAUCUGGCUAUAGAAUAUAAUUGUAGCGCUCACAUUAUUGCAUCAAAUAAAUGUAUCCAACAGUUAGCAACGCUACGACCAUCUUGUGUCCAGAAUCUGUCCAUAAUCGGAGAAAUGACGGAGGAAAGACAGCGAAAGUUUGGAAAGAAGCUUGUCAAUACAGUUAUAGAAUUCUGCACUGCGCAUAAUAUAUCGUUGGAUUGCAUGACCAGUUCAGCUUUACCGCAAGAGAUAGAGAAAGGAAUGAGCGCACUGAAUGAAGUUUGUACUGAUGCUUAUCGAAAUCAUAUCAGGGAAAAACUAUCAAUGAGUGAUUUGGCGGAGUCGCGUGCUAUAAGCGAAGGAACCGUGGCUUCAUAUUUUGUGAAUUUUCUGAGGAAUGGUUUACCGAUAUAUCUGGAUGUUGUUGGGAUAAAAAGAGAGCAUAUAGAUAUUGUUUACGGUACUAUCCGAGAACAUGGAUCGGACAUUUCACGUCUGAAGCCUAUUAUGGAGGCACUUCCAAAAGAUUUCAUAGACUACAAUCGACUGAAAAUUAUUUUUGCGAUCUUGGAAUAUGAAUAUGGUGUUGAAGAUUCAAAAGAAACGUCUUGUAGUGUUACCUCAAGCGAGAAUACCAGCAAACGAAAUAUUCCAGAAUGGAUGAAGACACAAAUACCAUACUCAUUACAAAAUAAAAGAAAGAAAAAAUCAAGCUUACUGGAGUGA
This is a messenger RNA of Acanthocheilonema viteae, 3078 nucleotides long. Lineage: Eukaryota; Metazoa; Nematoda; Chromadorea; Rhabditida; Onchocercidae. The record is from the annotation of a GenBank genome assembly.